AUGUCUCUCAAGCCUAUCACCGUCUACGGCCAUGGCCCAGGCCCCAACCCCUGGAAGGUGAUCAUGGUCCUGGAAGAGCUGAAUAUUCCCUACACCCACAAGAUCAUCAACUUCCCAGACAUGAAGAAAGAGCCAUACGAGUCCAUCAACCCCAACGGCCGUGUCCCCGCAAUUGAAGACCCCAACACCGAUAUCACCCUCUGGGAAUCCGGCGCAAUUGUCGAAUACCUGGUCGACACAUACGACAAGAAAAACACCAUCAGCUUUGCCACCGGCUCCAAGGAAUACUACCUCGCCAAGCAAUGGCUCCACUUCCAGGUGUCUGGUCAAGGCCCAUACUUCGGCCAGGCUAUCUGGUUCAGUCGCUAUCACUCAGAGAAGGUUCAAAGCGCGAUCGACCGCUACAUCAACGAAAUCCGCCGUGUCUCUGGUGUGCUCAACCGCGCCCUCGAGGGAAAGCAGUAUCUCGUCGGUGACAAGUUCUCAUAUGUCGAUGCUGCUUUCGUGCCUUGGUAUCUGCUUACUGGCCAGUUUGGAAUUGAUAUGGAGAAGGAGUUCCCCAAUGUCGCUGCUUGGUUAAAGCGGGUGCAGGAACGUCCUGCUAUUGCCAAGUCGGUCCAGGAUCGGGCUGAGGCUUGUGCGCAGCACUAA
This is a messenger RNA of Penicillium crustosum, 651 nucleotides long. RefSeq names its product glutathione S-transferase family protein. Bases 1 to 651 code for a protein of 216 amino acids. The transcript has a single exon. NCBI's taxonomy places the organism in Eukaryota, Fungi, Ascomycota, Eurotiomycetes, Eurotiales, Aspergillaceae. The record is from RefSeq and is a predicted model, not a curated record.